This is a messenger RNA of Aspergillus luchuensis, 612 nucleotides long. RefSeq lists its product as uncharacterized. The transcript has 2 exons. The coding region runs from base 1 to 612 and encodes 203 amino acids. The record is from RefSeq and is a predicted model, not a curated record. NCBI's taxonomy places the organism in Eukaryota, Fungi, Ascomycota, Eurotiomycetes, Eurotiales, Aspergillaceae.
AUGUCCUUCUCCAACCUCAUCUCCUCCGCCCUCGAACAAGCCACCUCCGGCUCCCACUCUUCCUCCUCCGGAGGAUACUCCGGUGGUGGUGGCUACGGUGGUGGUGGCGGCAGCUACGACCCCGAAUUCUCCUCCGCCCAACACCACGCACAAUCGCACGAAUCCUCCUCCGACAGUUCUCUCUUCUCCUCCGCCCUGGGCUUCCUCUCCGACCGCAAGAGCCAGUACUCCGAGCAACCGGACAUCGACGAGGAGCACCUCGUGCAGUCGCACCAGCGGCUGUAUAACGGUGGCGGAGAGCAGCAACAGCAACAUGAUAGCAGCAGCUUGGGUGCCGGUGCUGCGAUGCAGGCGCUGAAGAUGUUUACCUCUGGUGGUGGGGGUGGUAGCAGUGGUGGGGAUAAGAAUGAGUUUAUUGGCAUGGCGAUGGCGCAGGCGAGUAAGCUUUGGGAGGAGAAGGCUGGGUCUGGGAAUGUCUCUGGUGAUAAGCAGUCGGCUGUUAACUCGGCGGCUGAGAUGGCGUUUAAGAUGUAUAUGAAGAGUCAGGGCAGUGGGUCGAGUGGUACGGGUGGUCCAGGGGCGUUGAUGAGUUUGGCGAGUAAGUUCUUGUAA